UUUUUAUUUAUAAGUUAAGUUGUGCUGUGGGUCUAAUUGGAUAUGUUAUCAUGAUGAUGACAUUCCUCGGCGUAAACCUUUUGUUUGCGUCCAAACCACACAAAUGGAUGGAUGCCGCUAUUUUGCUUGUAUUUUAUAGUAUGUACUAUGGUGUGCUUGGCAGAGAUUUGUCUGAAAUCUGUGCAGAUAAAAUGGCAGCUCAUGUUGGUUACUAUACAGAAGAAGGUAUGCCUACGCGCCACUUAGAAACUGGAGUAUGUGCAGUCUGUGGCAAUAAGCUUCUUGUGUCUGAGAAUGAGGAAGGUGUGAUAGAAAAUACUUACAAGCUGUCUUGUCAACAUGUGUUUCACGAGUUUUGCAUACGUGGUUGGUGUAUUGUUGGGAAAAAGCAGACUUGUCCCUAUUGCAAAGAAAAAGUGGAUCUGAAGAAGAUGUUCUGCAAUCCGUGGGACCGCCCUCACAUUUUGUAUGGUCAUUUCUUAGAUUGGAUUCGCUGGCUAGCA
Frankliniella occidentalis (western flower thrips) is the source of this 503-nucleotide messenger RNA. Its product is annotated as RING finger protein 121-like. Gene Ontology annotation, cellular component: Golgi membrane; endoplasmic reticulum membrane. Gene Ontology annotation, molecular function: metal ion binding; ubiquitin protein ligase activity. The annotation marks the transcript as partial. The record is from RefSeq and is a predicted model, not a curated record. NCBI's taxonomy places the organism in Eukaryota, Metazoa, Arthropoda, Insecta, Thysanoptera, Thripidae. The transcript is spliced from 4 exons.